AUGUCUUCUCAAAACGUUGUAUUCAUCAGUGGUGCUACGGGAUUCAUUGCCCAACACAUUGUAAAAUUUUUAAUUGAAGCUGGCUACAAAACCAUUGGAUCUGUCAGAUCGGAAGAAAAAGGUGAACACUUGAAGUCGUUGCUCAAGUCAGCUGGAUUAAAAUCUGAAUUGUUCAACUAUGUUGUUGUCAAAGAUAUUGGGGCCAAAGGUGCAUUUGACGAGGCUUUAAAAGCACAUCCAGAUGUUACUGUCUUUUUGCACACUGCAUCUCCAUUCACAUUCGAAGUUCACAAUGUUGAAAACGAUUUGUUGAAACCAGCUAUUGAAGGUACCAUUAACGCUCUCAAUGCUAUCAAGGAAUACGGUAAGAACGUGCAAAGAGUAGUUGUCACUUCUUCCUAUGCUGCAGUCGCAGGCUUUGCUGACUUGGCCACUCCAGGUAAAGAGGCCAACGAAGAUUCAUGGAAUCCCAUCACAUAUGAACAAGCUUUGCAAAAUCCAUUUGUUGGGUACAUUGGAUCAAAGAAGAUCGCUGAAAAGACUGUGUGGAAGUUUGUUGAAGAAAACAAACCUAAAUGGGAAAUUAGUAUUAUUAACCCAGUGUAUGUCUUUGGACCACAAGCAUUCGAAGUCAAGGACAAGUCUAAAUUGAAUACAUCAAACGAAGUCAUCAACAGCAUUUUGACUGCUGGUAAAAAUAAGGAAGAGCCACAGCAAUAUGUUGCAUACUUUAUCGAUGUCAGAGACGUUGCAAAAGCCCAUAUUGUUGCUUUUGAAAAGAAGGAGGCUGCUGGUCAAAGAUUGCUCUUGAGUGAAGCACCAUUCACCACAGCAGAAAUUUUGGAUGUUAUCGAAAAGGACUUUCCUAAAUUGAAGCCCGAAUUACCAACAUUGGAUAAAUCAAAGGCUCCAAAAUUCGAGGACUCUGAAAGUAUCAUCAACAAUGAAAAGACGAGAAAGAUUUUGGGGUUCAAGUUCAUCGACUUGAAGAAGUCAGUAGAUGACACAAUUGCCCAAUUGCAAUAG
Lodderomyces margitis is the source of this 1026-nucleotide messenger RNA. RefSeq names its product Grp2p (gene GRP2). Gene Ontology annotation, molecular function: oxidoreductase activity, acting on the CH-OH group of donors, NAD or NADP as acceptor. The transcript has a single exon. The record is from RefSeq and is a predicted model, not a curated record. NCBI's taxonomy places the organism in Eukaryota, Fungi, Ascomycota, Pichiomycetes, Serinales, Debaryomycetaceae. Bases 1 to 1026 code for a protein of 341 amino acids.